GUUGGAGGCAGUUGUUUUGUGGGACUCGCGGGGAAUGGCAAACUCCACGGUAUCCUUGGAAACAUCCGACUAAAUGACAAUGGCUGAGGCUAUCUGCUGCACUUUGGUGAACUGUAACUGUGACAGCUUCAAGCCUGGGAAGCUGAAGAGGAGGCAGUGUGAAAACUGCAAGCAUGGCUGGGUAGCACACGCGCUGAGUAAACUGAAGCUGCACCACAUGUACCAGAGCAGCCAGGUGGAGAUCGUGCACUCCAAUGUGGUGUUCGAUAUCUGCAGCCUGAUGCUGUACGGUACACAAGCCAUCCCCAUCCGUCUCAAGAUCCUCCUGGACCGCCUUUUCUCUGUCCUCAAGCAGGAGGAGGUCAUCCAGAUCCUCAACGCACUGGACUGGACGCUGCAGGACUACAUACGAGGAUACGUACUCCAGGAUGUGGCCGGCAAAGUGCUGGAUCGGUGGGCCAUCAUGACAUUUGAGGAGGAGAUUGCCACACUGCAACAAUUCCUGCGUUUUGGCGAGACCAAGUCCAUAGUUGAGCUGAUGGCUCUGCAGGACAAGGAGGGCCAGGCGGUGUUGGUUCCAAGCACCCGCACCAACUCUGACAUCCGCACUUUUAUCGAGCGCAACACCCCACGCACCGCUGCCAACCUCUCUGCAUCCAAAGUGGAGAAGCUUAGUGGCAACAGCAUGCACCACUUUGAAAACUUCAUCAACAGCAUGGCCUUCAUGCUGCCCUUCCAGCUGUUGGGCUCUGUUCCAGCUCCGUUUCUGGGCUCGUCGACAGGAGCAAUGCAGCAGCAGCACCAGCAGCACCAGCAGCCAUGCCGGGGGUCAGUGGAGCAGCAGAGCCAGAGACGGGAUGAUCAAGGGCGGGAUGGUCUAGGGAGGGACAACCCCCUCUCUAUUUCACAUCCUCCAGAAAGCAGCCUGUUAGGUUCCAGCUCUGUCUCAUUCAAUGCUGAUUUAGACCGAAGUGGAGACAAGCCAAUGGACAGCCUGUCCACCACCACAAAGAUUGAGGCUGAGGACUUCUCCCUUAGCGACAACUACUCUGAUGGACCCUCCACGCCAUGUACACCCUCCAUGAGUUCUGAUGUAACACAGAUGUCGCCCGAGGGCAAGAUGCGUUGCAUGGACAGGAACGGGAGCAGCGGUGGAGGGAUGUCAGGAGGUUGUGGGGGAGGAGGAUCUCUGAAGAAGGGUCGUGUGUUUUGCAAUGCCUGUGAGAAGACGUUCUACGACAAAGGCACGCUGAAAAUCCACUACAAUGCAGUGCACCUGAAGAUUAAGCACAAGUGUACCAUCGAGGGCUGUAACAUGGUGUUCAGCUCGCUGCGCAGUCGCAAUCGCCACAGUGCCAACCCAAACCCGAGGCUGCACAUGCCCAUGAACCGCAACAACCGUGACAAAGACCUGCGGGGAAACUUGUCUAGCGACGAAGGCUCUCAAGGAGAGAAGAGGUCUGAAUAUGGUACCCACAUCCCAACCUGCUCUGUAGAAAGUCAUAAGUCAGUUCCCAGCUACAUGGUGAGCCAUGUGGACAAUGGCUCUAAAAUCCACAGCAGCUCCUUCCCCAGUAUGGGCCACAGUGGCAUCCUCUUUCCCAACUUAAAAACAGUACAGCCGGUCCUGCCUUUCUACAGAAGUCUGGUUACCCCAGCAGAGCUUGCCAACACCCCAGGAACACUACCUUCUCUCCCCCUCCUCUCCUCUUCUGUGCCCAUCAAACAUAACACAGCUCCUGAGCUCUGCUCAACAGAUCCCAUACCAAAGAAAAAGUCUCGAAAAUCAAGCAUGCCAAUAAAAAUAGAGAAGGAAACAGUGGAGCAUGAUGAGCAUAUGGAUAAGGGCAGCAGCUCUGAGGAUGAAGCUCCCUUACAAGGCAGGGACAAGGAAGAGUAUGACGGCAUCCGAGCAGAAGGACGUAUGUGCGCAAGAGAAGCUGGGCACGAGAAGGAGGAGAGAGGGGCGUACAAUAGUGAAGAGAGGGAAUCAGAAGGUGAUAAGCAUCUGUUGGACCAUACUUUAGAUAGAGAGAUGACAGAGAGGGAGGACAAAGAUGAUGGGCCACAGCAAAUGGAAGCAGGUGUCAUCACUUGCACAUCUUCCCCCUUUGAAAACAGGCUGAUGGAGAACCUUCGAGAGAACCACUUACUCUGUCAGGAACCCAAUGGCAAUGGGGAUGAGGGUGAGCACAGGCUUACCAAUGGGGGUGCUCUCCAACUCUCAGACCACGAGAAAGAGGGGUCCGACGGCUGUGUGAAUGACUACGGUGACUCCGAUUUGUCUCAACUCAACCCUGACGCUGACCUGUCACACCACUGUGAAAUCUGCAGUAAAACCUUUAAGAACCCCUAUAGCGUCAAGAUGCAUUACCAAAAUGUCCACCUGAAGGAGAUGCACAUGUGCACAGUGGACGGCUGCAAUGCUGCCUUCCCCUCCCGAAGGAGCCGAGACAGACACAGUGCAAAUUUGAACCUGCACCACAAGCUGCUGACCAAAGACUCUUUCAGCCCAGCCAAUGUCCUCUACUUACCCUCAUCCCACUGCAGAGACAGAGACUCUGUUGGCCUGGACUACUGCCAGGACCAGCGGGACAGAGAUCUGUCCCAUCGAGACCCAACCAGCCAGACCUCUGUCAUCUUCAGAGGACACAAUCGAAUGGGUCUGGUCUUCCCCAUGAGCAAAAUGUCUACUGCACCAGACAGCUCUGAGGCAUCUCCCCUAGGAGAGAUGGAGGGAUUAGGAGGAGGAGGAGGAAGAGGAGGAGGAGAAGGUGGUGGUAAUGGGGAGGAUGGAGCAGUCCUGGACCUGAGCACUACCUCCUCUGCCCCACCUCGCAGCGGUGCUCGAUCUUCCUGGGACUCAGAUGGAGCCGGUAGUGAGGAAGGAGAGGGGAUUGAAGAGGAUGAGGAAGCGCUCCCCAUGGAGGACAGUGAUGAAAGCUGCGAUGGGAUUGGUGUGGGGAGGCCUGGGGGCGAGGAGUUGGCACUCGGGGGAGAAAGGAGCCUGGGCUGCGUUGGGGGAGGACAGAGCGUACUCCAAGGAGGUGGGGGUGGAUCUCCGAUAACCUGCCACGUCUGCCAAAAGGUCUACAGCAACAAGGGCACAUUCAGGGCCCAUUACAAGACUGUCCAUCUGCGACUGCUGCACAAGUGUAAAGUCCCUGGUUGUGAUACAUCUUUCUCCUCUGUACGGAGCAGGAACAGGCACAGCCAGAACCCAAAUCUCCACAGGAACCUAGCUGUUAGCUCAGGGGCCACUAUGGACCAGGAGUAG
Messenger RNA from Scomber scombrus (Atlantic mackerel), 3277 nucleotides. It is a transcript of the gene bnc1, whose product is annotated as basonuclin zinc finger protein 1. The record is from RefSeq and is a predicted model, not a curated record. Lineage: Eukaryota; Metazoa; Chordata; Actinopteri; Scombriformes; Scombridae. Gene Ontology annotation, biological process: regulation of transcription by RNA polymerase I. Gene Ontology annotation, cellular component: nucleus. The coding region runs from base 74 to 3277 and encodes 1067 amino acids. The transcript is spliced from 6 exons.